Molecule: messenger RNA, 814 nt
Organism: Carlito syrichta (Philippine tarsier)
Lineage: Eukaryota; Metazoa; Chordata; Mammalia; Primates; Tarsiidae
Product: inactive N-acetylated-alpha-linked acidic dipeptidase-like protein 2
Exons: 2
Coding region: 18-794 (258 amino acids)
Source: RefSeq, a predicted model, not a curated record
UUUGCACAGAUAGAAAGAUGGCCUAUCAGAAGGUCAAUGCAGAUCAAAGAGCUCCAGGACACUCACAGUACUUAGACAAUGAUGACCUUCAGGCCACUGCCCUUGACUUAGAGUGGGACAUGGAGAAGGAACUGGAAGAGCCUGGUUUUGACCAGUUCCAGCUGGACAGUGCUGACAGUCAGAACCUGGGGCAUUCAGAGACUGCAGACCUCAAUCUUGAUUCCAUCCAACCAGCUGCUUCACCCAAAGGAAGGUUCCAGAGACUUCAAGAAGAAUCUGACUACAUUACCCAUUACACAAGACCUGCACCAAAGAGCAACCGCUGUAACUUUUGCCAUCUUUUAAAAGUAUUUUGCACAGCCAUCAUUUUAUUUAUUUUUGGAAUUUUGAUAGGUUAUUAUGCACAUUCAAAUUGUCCUUCAGAUGCCAUGUCUUCAGGAACAGUUGAUCCUCAGUUAUACCAAGAGAUUCUCAAGACAAUCCAAGCAGAAGAUAUUAAGAAGUCUUUCAGAAAUUUGGUGCAACUCUAUAAAAGUGAAGAUGACAUGGAAAUCUCAAAGAAGAUUAAGACUCAGUGGAUUUCUUUGGGCCUAGAAGACGUACAGUUUGUAAAUUACUCUGUGCUGCUUAAUCUGCCAGGCUAUUCUCCCAACACUGUGACUCUGAGCAGCAGUGGUCAAUGCUUUCAUCCUGAUGGCCAGCCUUGCAGUGAAGAAGCCAGAAAAGAUAGCAGCCAAGACUCGCUCUACUCGUAUGCAGCCUAUUCUGCCAAAGGAACUCUCAAGGUAAUAUGAUCAUUUGUCUCUGUCAUUUA